Molecule: messenger RNA, 171 nt
Organism: Pyrenophora tritici-repentis Pt-1C-BFP
Lineage: Eukaryota; Fungi; Ascomycota; Dothideomycetes; Pleosporales; Pleosporaceae
Source: RefSeq, a predicted model, not a curated record
AUGCUGUUCCGCUCUCAAGUCCUGUUCGCCUUUCUCGCUUCCAUCGCAGUUGUGCGAGGUGCCGAGCGCGGGGGGAAUGUGUUUGUUUCGAUGAUUAGGCACGCCAAAUUAGAUCCGUUACGAGCUUCUACGGCGCAGUUGGAUCAUAUUCCUGGUAUCAUGGUACAGUAG